This is a messenger RNA of Myxocyprinus asiaticus (Chinese sucker), 2069 nucleotides long. RefSeq names its product vacuole membrane protein 1-like. NCBI's taxonomy places the organism in Eukaryota, Metazoa, Chordata, Actinopteri, Cypriniformes, Catostomidae. The record is from RefSeq and is a predicted model, not a curated record. The transcript has 12 exons. Gene Ontology annotation, cellular component: endoplasmic reticulum; membrane; endomembrane system. Gene Ontology annotation, biological process: autophagy; Golgi organization. The coding region runs from base 83 to 1303 and encodes 406 amino acids.
GUCAUUUCCUGUGGCUGUUGUUGUGUCUUGUUGCUGCUGUCAGGACGCUGCAGGUGUCUGAAGCUGUAAACAGUUGUGGGAGAUGGCUGCAAAUGGAGCACAAUGUGAACAGCCACAGAAAAGACUAGGACCUAAAGACAAGCAGAAUGGCAGUUCUACAGAUUCAUCUCUUCGAGACAGAAAGCAGCAGGACAGAGAAGAGCGUCUGUCUUUAGUUCUGUGGAAGAGGCCUUUUAUCACAUUACAGUUUUUCUUCCUAGAAACCCUCAUUACCCUAAAGGAAUGGACGUGGAAGCUUUGGGAGAGAAGAGGUGUGGUAUUUCUGACCCUUGUCCUUUUUUCCCUUUUCUCAUUGGCUUACUCAAUAGAAGGAGAACAUCAGAAGUAUGUACAGUACCUGGAGAACAAGUUCUUGUGGUGUGCCUAUUGGGUUGGCCUGGGGAUUUUGUCUUCAGUUGGUCUUGGCACUGGACUGCACACUUUCCUCUUGUACCUGGGUCCACACAUAGCCUCUGUCACCCUGGCUGCAUAUGAAUGUGGCUCUGUGAACUUUCCAGAGCCGCCCUACCCAGCUCAAAUAGUGUGUCCAGAGGAGGAAGUCCUGCAGGAGAGCAUCUCACUGUGGACCAUCAUGUCAAAGGUUCGCCUGGAGGCCUGCAUGUGGGGUGCAGGUACAGCCAUUGGAGAGCUGCCUCCUUACUUCAUGGCACGGGCGGCACGGCUCUCUGGAGCAGAUCCUGAUGAUGAAGAUUAUGAGGAAUUUGAAGAGAUGCUGGAGCAAGCACAGAGCGCUCAGGAUUUUGUAUCAAGAGCAAAACUUGCUGUCCAAAACAUGGUUCAAAAAGUGGGAUUUUUUGGAAUUCUAGCCUGUGCAUCUAUCCCAAAUCCCUUGUUUGACCUGGCUGGAAUCACAUGUGGUCAUUUUCUGAUUCCGUUUUGGACCUUCUUUGGAGCAACUCUCAUUGGAAAGGCCAUUAUUAAGAUGCACAUUCAGAAACUGUUUGUUAUCAUAACUUUCAGCAAGCACAUAGUGGAGCAGAUGGUCUCUCUGAUCGGUGUUAUCCCUGGAGUCGGAGCAUCCCUUCAGAAACCUUUUAGGGAGUACUUGGAGGCCCAGAGAGCCAAGCUUCAUAACCCAGCGGGCAAUGGCACUGCAGCGGGUGAAAGCUGGCUCUCGUGGGUAUUUGAGAAAGUCGUGCUUGUCAUGGUGUGCUAUUUUAUUCUGUCCAUCAUUAACUCCAUGGCACAGAGCUAUGCCAAGCGUCUCCAGCAGAAGAAGUACUCUGAGGGGAAAAUGAAAUGACGGACUCACAGAAAAAAAUCUCAUGCUCUGUUUUGGAACUUACAGAAUAUUUAAGAUAAAACUGCAACAUGGGCACUGAUUUCUAUGUGCUUCUGUAUGUUAAUGUCCAUUCAGAUCCUUUAGUUAUGUAAAGUUCCUCUUCAUUUGUUUGUAGUGUGCUCGGCUAUUUAAAAUCAGAUUUAACAUUAGAGAUUUUUGUCUUUACAGAAACUAAGCAGUCUAGCUAAAAGGCUGUGUGGAGUCAUAAUUGUUGCAAUGCCUUAUGCAACAUUGGAGGUCAUGCUUCCAUUGAAGUGAAUACAGUUCUUAAUCAAUCGAUUUAUUUAUUUAUUUUCUAACAUACAGGUAUGGAUGAGUUUUGUGAGGUUUUGUGAUUGGAAUUUUCAGGGAUAGAUUUUUUUUUUUAAUCAAUAUGAUGCCAUUUUGUAUUUCUUUUAACUGUUCUAAAAGGAUAGCAAUAUCAAUUGACUCAUUGUGGUUUCUAAAUAGUUUGCACAUCUUGUAAAUAACAAUUGUAUUGACUAUACGCACACAAUAUUCUCCAGAGAUCUUAAACCAAAAUGACACUAACUAAAAUGAACAAAUAAUCUUGCAUUUUGUAAAUCCAUUUCUUGCAUCUUGUGAAUUUCAAACUUUGACAUUUGAUCUAAAACCAAGUUAUCCAUACUUUUUUCUUAGUUUGGACUUAAAUGUUUGUGUUACCAACAAUAAUUUCUCUGAGAACUAUUGUUGCAUAAUUUGUUUGACAUUAAAUUGAUUAAUACAU